AUGCCGGGACAGGUCAUGGAAGCCGCGCUGUUGCAGCAGCAGCUGCCGGCCAUGGCGGCGGGAGCGCUCCAGCUGCCUCCCGGCUGCUUCAAGCACGACGUUGCUGCUGCCGCGACGGCGAUGACGGACAUGCAGGCCUUCCUGCAGCCGCUUCCGGCUCCGGCAGCCGGCGGCGGAGGAGGAGGGAGGGAGCAGUGCCCGCGGUGCGCGUCGCACGACACCAAGUUCUGCUACUACAACAACUACAACACGUCGCAGCCGCGGCACUUCUGCCGCGCCUGCCGCCGCUACUGGACGCUCGGGGGCUCGCUCCGCAACGUCCCCAUCGGCGGCUCCACCCGCAAGCGCCCGCGCCCGGCGGUGCGCCGCGCGCCGCCGCUCGUCCACUUCGCCGCCGCCGCCGCCCCGGCGCCUCACUCGCCGCAGGCGGCCGCGGGACUGCUCGGCUCGCUGUUCGCGCUCGGCGCGGCGCCGCUGCUGGAGGGACGCGCCGGCUUCGACCUCGGCCUCGGCCUGCCAGGCCCGGGGGCUCACGUCAGCGGCGCCGGCGGCGAAGUGGCUGCCUGCCUCGGCGCCCUGUCCAGCAGGGGCGGCGUAGGAGCAACAACGACGACGACGUCCUCGCCUCUGCUCUGGCCAACCGGGCUGUUUGACGGCAGCAGUAACGUGGAGGCAUGGAAGCCGGUGGCGGCAGGCGGCGGCGGUGCCAUGUGGCCGGAGUUCUCCGCGGCGGCGCAGCAGGGCGGCCUGAUGCAUGGAGGGGCCCAGCAGCAACCCCAGCUUCUAUAGGAGUAGGAGUACGUACGCAUGC
Oryza brachyantha (malo sina) is the source of this 811-nucleotide messenger RNA. Its product is annotated as dof zinc finger protein 3-like. Gene Ontology annotation, biological process: regulation of DNA-templated transcription. The transcript has a single exon. The record is from RefSeq and is a predicted model, not a curated record. NCBI's taxonomy places the organism in Eukaryota, Viridiplantae, Streptophyta, Magnoliopsida, Poales, Poaceae. The coding region runs from base 1 to 789 and encodes 262 amino acids. Gene Ontology annotation, molecular function: DNA binding; DNA-binding transcription factor activity.